AGUAAAUGGUUAUAAUAAAGGUUAAAGAUGAUGGCGAUGACCACGAUGAGGAUAGUGGAAAUAGGUAAGAAUGAAAAAAGAAGAGAAGAAGCAAUUGUGUUUCCGAUCGAUGAAAGUGUAUUUGUACCAAAAAAGGUUAACAAAGACAGUGUUGAAUGUAUGUAAGUUUCAAUUGAAGGUUAACUCAUCAACAGGCAGUAUUGACCAUCGGCCAAUUGACCACUUUGCUAUUUUCAGCUAUAAUGCAAUAUAUGGUAGCAUGCGAGAGAGAGAGGGAGGGGUGAUCAGAGGGAGCGGACUAGAAUGAGGAUAAAAGGAAGUGAACACUAUUCUUGGUCAUUCAAUUGUUCAUUUUUAUUUGGCAACUGACCAUAACAUUGUCUUGUUUUACCGGCUCUUAGCUCACAAGUCUCGUAUUCUCGGUGCCGUUGAGCCUUUUAACAUCAUUUAAGUUAUCAUCAUCAUGAAUCAUUUUCCUUUUGGUUUUAAAUUUUCAGCUCCAACCCCACCAGAGUCACCACGAAACUUUGUUGAUGCACCAUUGGAUUUAACUUCAUCCAAUUCCAACCCAAGCAAUUCACCUUCACCACCAACCCUUACCAACACGAGUAAAUCACCUUCACCACCGACUCUUAUGCUAUCAUUGCCAUCAUGCUCUUACCAGGUGCCAUCACUACCAUCAUACCCUUUCCAAAUGCCAUCAACAUCAUUUAGUCAUUCAUCGCCAUCAACAUCCGGACGUAAGCGAGGCAAAAAAUCUGAUUGUGAACUAGUUAUUGCGCGAUCUAAGCGGGGUAAGAACAACUUUGCCGUUAAUCCCUCGGAUUCAAAUCAAUCGGCUCCAUCGCCGUCACUGUCAUGUUCAUCUGAAACAACGACACAAUCAACACCCGCACGGCAACGAAACAAAAUUCCGGAUGAAUUGAAAAACAAGGAAUAUCGCUUGAAACGGGACAAAAACAAUAUAGCUGCUAAAAAGUCUCGUGAUGCUCGACGAGCUCGAGAGCAACAGACGCAAGUGAAAGCUGAAACACUUGAGUAUGUUGCUCUUAUUUUAAAGACGGAAAACGAAAUGCUAAGACGAGAAGUGGAACGCCUUAAAGGAUAUGACACGGAUGAAGAGUAAAGGUUAAUUGUAUAAACUUGAUUAGGUUUACUAAAUUCUAGCACUUUUAUUCAAUUCCUCAUCUUAUCUGCAAUGAAAUAACUCUUUUUCUUUCAACCCUUUUCCUCAUCCUUUCAUCAUCUUCCACCAUCAUCUGCUUCUUUUGUGUUGCAUGCGUCUGCUUGACCAUUGCUUAUUAAAUUUAAAAAAUGUUAGUUAUCCGAACGCUAGUCUGAAAUGGACAAAUUGAUUAUUGUAACAGGUUUUUCGCAUACUUCAUUACCAUAAAUGUUUAAAAUAAAUCUUAU
This is a messenger RNA of Tetranychus urticae (two-spotted spider mite), 1413 nucleotides long. RefSeq lists its product as uncharacterized. The record is from RefSeq and is a predicted model, not a curated record. Gene Ontology annotation, cellular component: nucleus. Gene Ontology annotation, biological process: regulation of transcription by RNA polymerase II. NCBI's taxonomy places the organism in Eukaryota, Metazoa, Arthropoda, Arachnida, Trombidiformes, Tetranychidae. Gene Ontology annotation, molecular function: DNA-binding transcription factor activity, RNA polymerase II-specific; RNA polymerase II cis-regulatory region sequence-specific DNA binding.